UCAAAAACAUUUAAAACGGAAAGUUUCAAAUCCUUGAAAACGGUUACUAUAACUAUAUAUACUAUACUAUCGAUAACUAAAUACUAAGUAUUAAAAAUUCACAAGCUGAAGUAUUUUUUUAUCAUAGAAUAAUAAUUUUUAUCUAUUUUUACAUCAUAUAUAGUUCAAAAGUUUACAAAUGGUGAAAAUAGUUUAUUUUUUAAAUACGAAAACAUAGUUUUUUGUAUAAUUUGUUCGAUAAGAUCAUUCGAUCACGAUUAUAAACAAAUUACAUGCUUGUAAAAUAUUUUUUUAGUGAAAAUGCGGAGAUCUAACAGUUUGAGUCAUAUACCAGUUAGAACGAGGGGUUCAUCAAUUAUGUGCACCAAUUCUAAUCGAGAUAAAAUUAGAUCAACUUCUGUAGGAAGAUAUUCUAAAGAAAGUACUCAUUUAACUAAAUCUAAAAGAACUUUAUCACCCGAAAAUCAAUUGAUUAUUAAACAAACACCUUUAAACAGACAAAGAAGUUUAUUACGCGCAACACCAGCUUCUAUAAGAAGUGCCAGCAGUUCCCGUUCAAGAAUUUCCCCAACUUCAGCACUAAUAGAAAGGAAAACAAUACAGAAACUUAGUACAAAUAAAACAUGGGUGGCUAGGCAGUAUGAAAAAGUACAAAAUUAUAUAGUUAAUUCAGGUUUGUUUGAUGAAAAUAUGGUUACCAUUAAAAAUAUCAAACCGCCAUCUAUCAAGGUGUUUGUUUAUACUGUUACGGUGCUUUUGGGUCAGUUAUUUCCAAAUGUGAAGAUUACAAUGGAGAAUUACAAGGAAGAGAUUCCUCGUAUACUGAAAACAAUGAAUUAUCCAGGAACGUUAACAAAGUCCACAUUAAAAACUGUGAAUACGAUGCAUUCUUGGCCUCAAGUAAUUGGUAUUAUUGGAUGGCUUGUAGACAAAGUGACUAUAGUGGAUAGGGCUACAGUAGAUAUAUCUGAAAUGAGCAAAGAGGAACAACACAAACAAAUCAGUCUGGAUUACUUAUUGAUGCGAUAUGACCAAUUCUGCAGUGGACAAGGAGAAAUAGAAGAAAUUAAUAACCAGUUUUUCAGAAAUCUUGCCGUAACUUUAGGAAUAGAUACAGCUACUUAUUUCAAAAAUAAAAAUGAUUAUGACAAAAAAUGUACUUACAGGAAUACUCUGCAAACGGAAGUGGAAGAAUUGGAGCUAGAGAAAAAGGUUUUAGAGAAACAAUAUGCAAAAAUUUUGGACGAAUUAAAUGAUAUUCAAGGAACAGAUGCCGAUAAGGAAGCAGCAGUAGAUGCGGAACUGAAUUAUUUUCCAGUACAAUUAGAAAAAUUGAUCCAAAAAGAAAACGAAUUAAUGGCUAGGGUUGUAAAAUUGGAAGCGAGCAUAAAAAUACAGCCAUGCACGUAUCAAGAAAAACGUGAAAUGUUGGAUAGAAUAAAUGCGAUGAACAACGAAUUGAAUAUUUAUAAAGAGAAAAAGGAAUGCGCCCAACGAAUUAAAGAACAAUUUGAAACUAGGUUCUUAGAGGAGCGCGAAAAGUUACAAUCCCGCGUAAUAGCUUGGAAUAGAGCCCUGAUGUUGAUUUGUAUAAAGAAACCUCAUCUUAAGCAACUAUUACUCAAAGAAACUGGGUUCCAUCGUGAUGAGUUUCUACAGGAAAUCCUUGAUGUAGUAGAAAAGAAGAUUCAGAUAGAAAACGAAGAAGAAAGCCAAAUAAAUGAGAUAGAAAGGGAAUUGAAUCCAUUGAAGAUCGAAAUUGAAACUUUGGAACAUAACUUAAAAGAAAUACAAAGUGACAUUGAUGAUGUUAUGGAGAAAUUCACGCAGUUUUGUGAAAAUACAAAUCAGCUUAAAAAUAAUAAAGUAGAGAAAAUGAAAGCAUGGGAACUGGAAAAACGCAAACUACUGUCCAAUAUAAAAGAUUUAAAAGGUGAUAAACAAGUAGAUAAAUUGAACGAGGAAUUCAAAGAGUUGGGAUUGAAGCGAGAACAACUUUGCAAAGAAUUAGACAACUUAAAGAAAAACGGUGUAAAGUUCUUUAUCGAUUUACAUAAAAUAAUCAGAAACAACACAUUGUCAUUGGCAAAUAUUUUAGAAGGUUUGAAGAAUAAAGUCGAAAGAGCGAUUGAAGUGAAUUUAGAAGAAAAAAAUGAUUUUAUCGUAUUUUUAGAAAGUUUAAAUAACGAAAAGAAUCCUGAUGUAUAGAUCUUACAAUAAAACAUUGUUAUAGUGGA
Diorhabda carinulata is the source of this 2237-nucleotide messenger RNA. RefSeq names its product kinetochore protein NDC80 homolog. NCBI's taxonomy places the organism in Eukaryota, Metazoa, Arthropoda, Insecta, Coleoptera, Chrysomelidae. Gene Ontology annotation, cellular component: Ndc80 complex. The record is from RefSeq and is a predicted model, not a curated record. The coding region runs from base 301 to 2208 and encodes 635 amino acids. The transcript is spliced from 9 exons. Gene Ontology annotation, biological process: attachment of mitotic spindle microtubules to kinetochore.